AUGAAAGUACAGACACGUCUCCCUUUUUUAUUGGGGUGUUGGACUCUGUUAUACCUGGAAUUCAUCCCAACGGCAUUGAGCCAUAUCGGGACCGCACACGGUGCAUCUGAGAGCAUACAGGAGGAUAACACGGGCGGUGGACACGCGGGAGCACAGCCCAGGACCGGGGGUACCGUUAAACUCAUGGUGGGAAAUUACGGUACCUCGGUGCGGAAACCCACGAAUGGAGCGCGGAUCACGCGUAUAAGGACCGGACCCCCGCUGAUUAAGGGCGAGUCAGCCAGCCAAGUCAAAACUGUGACAUCAGUCACAGCGCAAGGCAGCGCAGCAUCCACUCACGUUCGAGGGGCAAUCAAUUUAGGAAGAAAAGAGGCAGCGCGCUCUUGGGUACCCGGAGACACUGUCAGAGCGAGCUCCGCUACUGCACCAUGGGCGUUAACCGCGCACACGGGCACAAGCCCGGUAGGACGGGGAAAAGUAAAGGCAGGCAUCAAAGCCGCCCCGGUGCCGGCUAGGACCGGACAACAAAAACCUGCUGCUACGCAUAAGCAUAUCGCUCCACUGGCACAGAGGAGUUCGAAACCCGCUGACAAGUCGGGUGACAGAGAUGCUCCAAAACACCCGUUGGUGACCCCACAUGACUACAUGUUGUCGCUGUACUGGUCACUUUCCACGGGAGAGGUCAACAGUAGCGUUCUCCACGAGGCUGGCAUGGCCAAUACCAUCACCAGCUUUGUGGACAAAGGACAAGACGAUCGCCUCCCUCAGUUGAGAAGACAGAAGUAUUACUUCAACAUCAGCUCUCUGGAGAAGGAAGGCUUGCUGGGUGCCGAGCUCCGGAUUCUCCGGAAGAGGCUGGCAGACCCCCGCAAAGCUCGCUCUACGGGUGGAGUAUUCAGUCUAAAGCUUUUCACCUGUGCCACAGGUAAGCAGAAAGCAACGCUGCUCCAAUCACGUGCCAUUGAGGAACAAGAUGCGCCCAAAUGGGAAGUGUUUGACAUCUGGAAACUGUUCAAGAAUUUCAAGAACACUGUCCAGCUUUGCUUUGAGCUGGAGGCCUUGGAGCGUGGGCGACCCGUAGACCUCAGGGCGCUGGGUUUCAACCGUCAGGGCAGGCAGACCAAAGAGAAGGCUUUCUUCUUAGUGUUCGGCCGGACCAAAAAACGGGACCUGUUCUACAACGAGAUCAAAGCCAGGUCCGGUCACGACAACAAGACGGUCUACGAGUACCUGUUCACCCAGCGACGGAUGCGGCGAGCUCCGGUGGCCCGCGGGAAGAAGCUGGCCAAGCACCCCAAGCCGCGCUGCAACAGGAAGCAGCUCCACGUCAACUUCAAGGAGAUGGGCUGGGACGACUGGAUCAUCGCCCCGCUGGAGUACGAGGCCUACCACUGCGACGGCGUUUGCGACUUCCCCAUCCGCUCCCACCUGGAGCCCACCAACCACGCCAUCAUCCAGACCCUCAUGAACUCCAUGGACCCGGACUCCACGCCCCCAACCUGCUGCGUGCCCACCAGACUCAGCCCUAUUAGCAUCCUCUACAUUGACUCGGCCAACAACGUGGUCUACAAACAGUAUGAGGACAUGGUUGUGGAAUCCUGCGGCUGCAGGUAGCAGCUGAUUAGCUGCGCAACGAUCUGCUGACCACCUUUCAUUGCCGUUGCAAAUUUCAGAAAGACUGAGAGACUCAAACUCAGAGCAGUCUAAUGUAUUCUAGUCUAAGGGCACUGGACCUUACCUCUUUGGCAGCCCUUGAUUUCAGAAAGC
Molecule: messenger RNA, 1767 nt
Organism: Megalops cyprinoides (Indo-Pacific tarpon)
Lineage: Eukaryota; Metazoa; Chordata; Actinopteri; Elopiformes; Megalopidae
Gene: gdf5
Product: growth differentiation factor 5
Exons: 2
Coding region: 1-1614 (537 amino acids)
Biological process (GO): SMAD protein signal transduction; BMP signaling pathway
Cellular component (GO): extracellular region
Molecular function (GO): growth factor activity; cytokine activity
Source: RefSeq, a predicted model, not a curated record